Messenger RNA from Penicillium manginii, 1260 nucleotides. RefSeq names its product GSK family serine/threonine-protein kinase. The coding region runs from base 1 to 1260 and encodes 419 amino acids. The record is from RefSeq and is a predicted model, not a curated record. NCBI's taxonomy places the organism in Eukaryota, Fungi, Ascomycota, Eurotiomycetes, Eurotiales, Aspergillaceae. Gene Ontology annotation, cellular component: cytoplasm. The transcript is spliced from 7 exons. Gene Ontology annotation, molecular function: ATP binding; protein serine/threonine/tyrosine kinase activity; protein serine/threonine kinase activity. Gene Ontology annotation, biological process: signal transduction; protein phosphorylation.
AUGUCACAGAGUCGGCCUGGGCUGAUCCCAAGUUUGCGCAUGGGUGAGGUCAUCCGCGAAAAGGUCCAAGAUGGACUGACCGGUGAAGCCAAGGAGAUCGCCUACACGCAAUGCAAGAUCGUCGGCAAUGGCUCCUUCGGUGUCGUGUUCCAGACCAAGAUGGCUCCCAGCGGCGAGGACGCUGCCAUCAAGAGAGUCCUCCAGGACAAGCGAUUCAAGAACCGCGAGCUUCAGAUCAUGCGUAUCGUGCGCCACCCCAACAUCGUUGAACUUAAGGCCUUUUACUACUCCAACGGCGACCGGAAAGAUGAAGUGUACCUCAACCUGGUUCUCGAAUAUGUCCCGGAGACGGUGUAUCGGGCUUCGCGUUAUUUCAACAAGCUAAAGACGACGAUGCCGAUCCUAGAGGUUAAGCUGUACAUCUACCAGCUUUUCCGGUCGCUGGCCUACAUCCACUCCCAAGGAAUCUGCCACCGAGACAUCAAGCCCCAAAAUCUUCUCCUAGACCCAGCCACUGGUAUUCUGAAGCUCUGCGACUUCGGUUCGGCUAAGAUCCUCAUCGAAAACGAACCCAAUGUUUCUUACAUUUGCUCUCGCUACUACCGUGCCCCGGAGUUGAUCUUUGGUGCCACCAACUACACAACUAAGAUUGAUGUGUGGUCAACUGGUUGUGUUAUGGCGGAGCUGAUGCUUGGUCAACCCCUCUUCCCCGGUGAGUCGGGUAUUGACCAGCUGGUGGAAAUCAUCAAGGUUCUCGGUACACCGACUCGUGAGCAAAUUCGUACGAUGAACCCCAAUUACAUGGAGCACAAAUUCCCUCAGAUCAAGCCCCAUCCCUUCAAUAAGGUCUUCCGCAAGGCUCCCCCGGAGGCUAUUGAUCUCAUUUCGGCGCUUCUGGAGUACACACCCACACAACGAUUGUCGGCGGUCGAAGCAAUGGUUCACCCCUUCUUCGACGAGUUGCGGGAUCCCAACACACGCCUACCUGACUCCCGCCACCCCAGUAACCCCUCCAAGGACCUUCCCGCCCUGUUCGAUUUCUCACAACAUGAACUUUCCAUUACCCCCGAUAUGAAUGCCAAGCUAAUCCCCCCCUCACGCCCGCCCCGCUCUGGAGGCCCGUGGCCUCGAUAUCAACAACUUCAAGCCCCUUUCGAAAGAAGAGAUGAUGGCUCACCUCGACUGAGCGAUCUGAUAUUACCUCCACAAGGAAUACGGUCUUCCCUGUUACGUUCCGCAUCCGCCGGGGGCAUUCGAUAG